AUGGAGUUUCCGCAAUCUGACUUGUUUUUCCAAACGAUUACUAAUAAUUUCGGCAAAGGUUACACGACAUUGUUGAAGUCAUGGAUUAAUAAUAAAAGGAAGAUCUGCACUGCCAAUCAACAACUCAUUUUCUUACUUCGAUGCAGGAGAUAUGACUUAGUUCCGUCACACAUUAGCAAGUUAAAGAUCAACAUCAAGUUUUGUAGCAGUCGCGUUAAUCGCAUUUUUGAGAAAACCAAGACGAGAUAUCGUUAUACAUUAUUGAAUCUUGAAAUUAAGGAUCUUAAUUCCAAAUAUGACACAUCUUUGAAUCCUUUUAACAAUAUUGACAAAACCGGAUGGUUGAUUAACAUUAGUAAUAAAAACAUUCCUGAUCGAGUGUCUGAACUUUUGAGUCUUGGUGACAAUUUUGGAUUACCGCUACUUCAGUCUCACGCGAAAGAUCGUGUUAACGUUGUUCUUGAGACCUUGAAGAACUUGGAAAUUAAUUACAACCGCAUCCCUGUUACCGUUAUUGCAAGUACCAGAAAUUCUGUCGCUAAUUCUCUCAAUAGAUUUCUUUGUGAGAAAAGGCAUGUCAACUGUAUAGACAGAUAUGUUCUAGGAAGCCUCUCUCUUUGCAAACAAUUCUUGCACAACAACGACGAUCUGUUUGUCACCAGGGCUGAUAAGGGUCAGGUCACUGUGGUGAUGAAUAAGACUGAUUAUGUGGAAAAAAUGGAGGCACUUCUGAAUGAUCAAUCCACCUACAGGAAAUUGAAUAAGGAUCCGAUCAGAAAAUUAACUAAUAAAAUCAAUACUAUUGUAAAAUCGUGGCGUAGCAAUGAUCUUAUAAAUGAGUCUACAUAUAAAAAAUUGAACUCUACGAAUGGUAAUUUACCACGGUGUUAUGGUUUACCAAAAAUUCACAAGUCUGGUUUUCCAAUGCGAAUUAUUGUGUCAUCGAUCGGUAGUCCCGUAUACAACGUCGCGCAAUACAUCCAUGACAUAUUGAAGAUUUCGAUCUUGGAACCUAAAUCUCACAUCAAGGAUGGUUGGACGUUUGCUAAUUAUUUAAAAGGCAAAAUUAUUAGAGAUGACGAAAUAAUGAUUUCUCUCGAUGUCACUGCAUUGUUCACAAAUAUUCCCAAGGAUUUGGUUGUGAGUGCUGUCACUAAACGUUGGAAUCACAUCGCGCCUAAUACGAAAUUUAACUUAUCACAGUUUUUAUACGUGAUUGAAAUGAUUUUGGACUCUACUAGUUUUACAUUCAACGGACAGUUUUACGAACAGAUUUUUGGUAGUCCUAUGGGUUCUCCUCUGUCACCUAUCUUGGCCGAUAUUGUGAUGGAUGACUUGGAAACACAUUGUUUGAGUCUGCUGGAUUUCAAUGUGCCGGUUUAUUACAGAUAUGUUGAUGACAUUUUUACCAUUGUUCCACGCUCUAAAGUGGAAAUGAUAAAAUCGACCUUUAAUAAUUAUCAUCAACGCUUGGCUUUUACGCAUGAAAUUGAAUGUGAUUCUUGUAUCAGCUUUCUCGACACGGUUGUUAUUCGAUCUGAUGGUUGUCUUCUAACCGAUUGGUUUAGGAAACCCACUUGUUCUAACAGAUUUAUUAAUUUUCAUUCUAAACAUCCGAUGAAAUACAAAUUGAACACCAUUUACAGUCUUGUUGACCGCGCUAUAUUAUUGGCUGAUUCUCAAUUUCAUGCGAAGAACAUUGAUACUGUUAAGCGGAUUCUUUCCAACAAUUGUUUUCCGAGCCAAAUCAUUAACCGUUAUGUGCAAAAAAGACUACAAUUCUUGAAACAUCGUGAUAAUGCCAAUAUUGAUAAUGAAUGUGACAAUGCAGUGGCAUCUUCGUACAUUUCUUUGCCGUUCGUUGAUGGCAAAAACGUGAAUUUGAUCACGUUUUUAAAAACAUAG
Camponotus floridanus (Florida carpenter ant) is the source of this 1905-nucleotide messenger RNA. RefSeq lists its product as uncharacterized. The record is from RefSeq and is a predicted model, not a curated record. The coding region runs from base 1 to 1905 and encodes 634 amino acids. Lineage: Eukaryota; Metazoa; Arthropoda; Insecta; Hymenoptera; Formicidae. The transcript has 2 exons.